Molecule: messenger RNA, 447 nt
Organism: Gongylonema pulchrum
Lineage: Eukaryota; Metazoa; Nematoda; Chromadorea; Rhabditida; Gongylonematidae
Source: the annotation of a GenBank genome assembly
AUGCCACUAUCGGCAUUGGUCGGUGAACGAAUAUUGUGCAUGCACGGUGGUAUCUCACCACACCUUCAAAGCAUUCAGCAGCUAAGAGAGAUAAAGCGGCCAACCGAAGCCACCGGGCCAUCACUGGAAAUGGAUUUGCUUUGGGCUGAUCCAGCGCCCGACGUAACUGGUUUCCAAGCAAACAUGCGAGGUGCUUCAUAUGCUUUCGGACCUGAUAUCCUGGCAACCCUGUGUAAAAAACUUAACAUCGAUAUGGAUGGAUACGAAUUUUUCGGAUCUCGUAAAUGUGUAACGAUAUUUUCGGCACCGCAUUACUGUGGACAGUUCGAUAAUGCAGCAGCGAUGAUGUCGGUUGACCAGAACCUUGUUUGUUCGUUCCAGAUUCUCAGGCCAACCAUAGGCCGAGCACCAACUAAAAUUGUGCCAACUUCCACCGGCACGUGUUAA